AUGUUCGAAAUUACCACUGUGGCCCACCCAAACGACGAUCUUAACCAUCCUCUGAUCGUGGUUGAGGAGAAGAUAAACUCCAAAAAGUUCUUCAUUGGAUCAGUUACAGAAGGUAUUCAGAGAACGGUCAAUGAGAGGAAAAUCAAGCUGCCGAAGACGGAAAGUGUUUUUCUAACGGGAAAGUUGAGUUGGAACAGAAUCGGUGGUCUUCCAGGGUUUCUCUUGACUGUUUUCGAUCAAAAGUCCAGGGACAGUUUCUUCAUAGUAUACGGUAACCCUCUGCUUAAAUACGUGAUUGCCACGUGGAGGUACUUCAUUUUUAGAGUAGGCAUGAACCUGGAUGUCAAAAUUGUUCAAGACCAGGAGGAAGAGUUGAUUACUGACUCAUUCAAAGCUAAUGUGAUUAAUAUCAGUCCUGCGAAACCAAAAGCUACAAACAACGUUUCCACGUCACUUCUGGAUGCAAUAAUUUCCCACAUAUUCCCGCUCAAUAUCAACCUGAAUAAUUAUUCUGAAAACAGAAAAAACUUUGAUCGUAUAUCCCAAGUCAAGUUGCCCACAGUUGAUGGUUUGAGUAACUCCUUUUCCACUAAUUAUCUUAUAGACUUCCAUCCCGUAAGAGGAAAAUUCAAUGUCAAGAAAGCUAUCGAGCUUGGGGUUCCUAAAGGUAAGACGUUUGCCCAACUAACUAAAGGAGAAGAUGUCCUUUUACCAGAUGGAGUAACAGUUGUAAAAUCAUCUGACGUUGUGGAAGAGUCCAAAAGCUUCCCAAAACUGUUAGUGCUGGAUAUUCCUUCUGACGAGUAUCUCGAGCCAACAUUGCAUAAUCCGUUGAUAGUCUCAUCCUCCCAGGAUAUCGGAAUAGUAUACAUUUUCCUGAAUGAAAAGUGUAACCUAAGUCGAAUUCAUCCAAUACUGUUGAACUAUUUCAAUGCCAAUUCUCAUUGCCAAUUUGUUGUUUCACACAAAGACAUAACCAAUAAUCUUAUAAACUUCACAGGAGCAUCGUUAGUAUCACUGAAACUCAAGGCUUUGUUUCCAAAUUUUUUUCAACUGCCUUAUUCAUCACUUUCAAACGGCACUCCGUUCAACGAAAAAUUCGCAUCUAAUGUUCACAUACUUAAUACUCGGUCUUGCCCUGUUGUGUUGAAGCCUGGUAGUCCUGAUGCUGUUAUCGUUGAAAACUCUUUGGAAUCAGUCAACCAGUUCUGGAAGGCUCGUUUCGAUGAGUCGUUACUAGACACAUUUGGUAUAUCAUUUGACAGCAUUGAACCAUAUAUUAACGACAAUAAGCUAGUCACCAGUGGCUCCCUUUCGGACUCAGAAACGUUAAAGGAUAAAGUUCAAGUGGUUACUUUGGGUACAGGGUCGUCACUGCCAUCCAAGUACCGAAAUGUUAUUUCUACUGUUCUGAGGGUUCCUUACACUCAAGAUGGCAAGCUACAAUACAGAUCCAUUAUAAUGGACGGAGGAGAGAAUACAAUUGGUUCUAUUAAAAGGAUAUAUGGGCCGGAUUACCCCAAAUUCUUCAAAGAACUACAAUGCAUUUAUUUGAGUCAUCUACAUGCCGACCAUCAUCUCGGUAUCAUUUCUCUGAUCGAAGAACGAUUUAAACACAAUAAUACAGACUUAUACCUCAUUAUUCCCUGGCAAUAUGAGACUUUCCUAAAAGAGUGGUCCCGACUGCCCAAUCAAGAUGACCUGCCAGAUUUGAGUAGGCUGAAGAUAUUCAGCUGUGAGCAGUUCCACACAAACCCGCACCCUUCGUUGGAACAGGUCAGCUUUGAACAAAUGAUAAAUGCUAAGCAAACAAUCACACCGAAGAAGAUCCCCCUGCAGCGUAUUUCCACAGAAACCAUGUUCAAAGACCUUGGUCUGACAGGCAUUCAGACCUGCAGUGCCAUUCAUUGUGAAUGGGCCUACUCAGUGGGUUUUACAUUUGAUAUUGGCGGAGACGCCUUCAAAGUCAGCUACUCAGGGGACACCAGGCCAAACCACCGUUUUGCUUUCGAGAUUGGUAAGAAUAGUGAUCUUCUAAUCCAUGAAGCGACCCUUGAGGAUGAACUAAUGGAAGAUGCGCUAAGCAAGAGACACUCUACUAUUUCAGAGGCAAUAUAUGUUUCGAUGCUUAUGACCGCACGCAAGCUGAUUCUCACGCAUUUCUCGCAGCGCUAUCCCAAGCUGCCUGAUAUGGAUUCUCUGAAGAAAGUCUGGACGUUUAUUGACGGAAACUACGAUGAGAACCUAGAGCUAUUCCAGAAAUCUUACGUCUUCAAAAAAUUCCAGCUGGAUGCACAACAACGUUUCAACGCCAAGCAAAUGGGGAUACUGUACGCCUUUGACAACAUGGUGAUCAAUUACAAUGAAAUAGACCAACAGUUGCAACAGAUCGACGCAUUUGGAAGAGAAAGACUGGAACUACUAUUCAGUUCGAAAGAGAAAGAGCUCUAA
Molecule: messenger RNA, 2451 nt
Organism: Komagataella phaffii GS115
Lineage: Eukaryota; Fungi; Ascomycota; Pichiomycetes; Pichiales; Pichiaceae
Product: tRNase Z, involved in RNA processing
Exons: 1
Coding region: 1-2451 (816 amino acids)
Biological process (GO): mitochondrial tRNA 3'-end processing
Cellular component (GO): mitochondrion
Molecular function (GO): 3'-tRNA processing endoribonuclease activity
Source: RefSeq, a predicted model, not a curated record